This is a messenger RNA of Melanotaenia boesemani (Boeseman's rainbowfish), 1726 nucleotides long. It is a transcript of the gene fgf22, whose product is annotated as fibroblast growth factor 22. NCBI's taxonomy places the organism in Eukaryota, Metazoa, Chordata, Actinopteri, Atheriniformes, Melanotaeniidae. Gene Ontology annotation, cellular component: cytoplasm. The record is from RefSeq and is a predicted model, not a curated record. Gene Ontology annotation, molecular function: growth factor activity; fibroblast growth factor receptor binding. Bases 524 to 1195 code for a protein of 223 amino acids. Gene Ontology annotation, biological process: fibroblast growth factor receptor signaling pathway; regulation of cell migration; positive regulation of cell population proliferation. The transcript is spliced from 3 exons.
UUCAACUCCCUCUCAGCCACGGGUCAGCAGCUCAGACAGGCAACUUGUUCCUAUCCAGCUGGAAAGAGCAGAGCAUCGCAAGGUGCACACACAUACAUAAGACACACACACUUGUCUAUUUAGACUCACACAGACACAAAUACACACAUGUGCACUUUUAUACAUUUCAGGACCUUAUCUGUGGACCAGUGAAGAAGACUUUAAGCCGUGGGAGACAAAAGUUUGGAGGAGGAAAGGAAGGAGCGGAUACAAGGAGGAACUUUAAAAAGUGGACUUCUAGCAAGGAGGAGACAAACUAAAAGGAAAACUGAAGAUGACAUGUGGAGAAACUUUGCUGUUAUAGGAGGGAAGGCCCACUGUCAACCCAAAGUGAAGACUGGAUAUCAGUAACAUCCAGGGGAUCUGCUGAGUGCCAUUCCCCUCCCUUCUGUUUAAGGACUCCCACCCUCUACAGGGACAUCUCUUCAUCAUCAUCAGCAUGACUACAGCUUGCACAAGGUGCACCUUGGGAGCCUGACCCACCAUGUGCAGAUGGACGGCGUCCGUAGCUCAUCUCUGUCCUGAAUCCGCCUUUAGCACCACCACUACUGCAGCCUUCACUGGGCCAUUCAUCCCCCUGCCCAGUGCAGCCUCCUUCACCCUAGUAUGCUUCACCCUGCUCCUGGUCACCACUGGCUGUGCCACAGGGGCCUGUCCUCCUCGUGUAGGGCAUGAACCCCUGAAGGUGCUGGGGAAUGGCAUCAACUGUUCAUGGACAUUGGAAAGGCACACACGCAGUUAUAAUCACCUGGAGGGUGAUGUCAGACUUCGGCGACUUUAUUCUGCCAACAAGUUCUUCCUCUGCAUUGACAAAACAGGAAAAGUGGAUGGCACUCGGAGGAAAAACUAUGCUGACAGCCUGAUGGAAAUCCGAUCUGUCAGUGUGGGAGUUGUUGCCAUCAAAUCUGUCAGCACAGGGCUGUACUUAGCUAUGUCCAAGAAAGGCACACUCUUUGGAUCGGUGAAGUACAAUCCGAGCUGCAAGUUUAAAGAGCGCAUUGAGGAAAACGGCUACAACACAUAUGCCUCGCUCCGCUGGAAGCACGGCGGCAGACAGAUGUUUGUUUCGCUGAACGGGCGCGGGAAACCUCGGCGAGGUCACAAGGCUCGACGAAGGCACCCAUCCACUCACUUCCUGCCCAUGCUCCCCUCCUAAGUGCACAAGUCUGAACUCUGACCAACAGCUGGAUGGCACACCUGCCACCUCGCAUUAGUGUUGAUCCAGCUGCAAUAGCAAUGUCUGUUUUUGUUUUUCCAUCCUUAUGUCACAUAAAUGUACAUUUUCUGAGGUCUGUAACAUUUGUAGUUAGUAUGAUAUCUGCUUUUAAGUUAUUUUCUGCAUUUUCUUAUGAUGUUAAUAUAAUACCGUGCAGUUGAUUACAGUAAAAAAGAAAAAAAGAAAAAAGAAAAAAGAAAUAUCAGUAGAGGUUACACUAUCCAGCUGUGUGUAAAAUACGUAUAAAAAAAUUUGUAUAGUUGGUAUUAUAAGGCUGUAAGAGGAAAUAAAUGGGACAGAGAUUUAAAAAACAGUGGGUCUAAAAAUUGUGACAUCAAAAUAAUUGCAAAUCAAAAUUAAAACACCUGAAGAUGCUGAGGUCACAUUCUUAUAUAGAGUCAUAAUGAACAACUAAAUAUUGUUUAAGCAGUUUUUCUUUCUUUAAAGUAAAAAAAAACACAAUAUUGCACA